Molecule: messenger RNA, 216 nt
Organism: Auxenochlorella protothecoides
Lineage: Eukaryota; Viridiplantae; Chlorophyta; Trebouxiophyceae; Chlorellales; Chlorellaceae
Exons: 1
Coding region: 1-216 (71 amino acids)
Source: RefSeq, a predicted model, not a curated record
AUGUUCGGGCUGCAUGCCUCACCCGCUCCCAAACAGGAAGCCUGGCAGGAAGCCGCCGCUGACCAGGCGGGACAGGGGGCUACGCCGCAGCCUGCCCAGUGCCAGCUCGAACUCGCCCGCCUCGUCCGCUCGGCUGGCGUAGCGGUAACCGAACCCGACCAGGGACAGGAUCUCGUCGGGGCUGGCCAGCCGGAUAAAGUCAAGGCGGUUGGUUGA